UGUCAGCCAGAUCCUGCUGCUAACCCUGGUUCAAACAGCAGCUCUUCCAGGUGCAGUGCACACUGACAGUCAGCUGGCUGAGGGUGAUCUCCUCUGUACAGGAAGAGCUGGGGGCUCACACAUUCCCCAGCCAGCCAUGGAUUGCCAAGUUGGUUCUAACAUGGGGAAAGACAAAUCUUCAAUCAUGAGGAAGAGGGCAGCCCUGCUGAGGAAAGGAUGCAGCUUUGAGAUACAAAGAGCUACAGCGCACCCAGUCAGCUCUGUCUCGGAGGAUCUGGGCUGCCGACGGGGUGAAUUUAGCAGGAAACACUAUGGGUCUGUGGAGCUGCUUAUUUCAAGUGAUGCAGAUGGGGCCAUACAAAGAGCUGGGAGAUUCCGUGUGGAGAAUGGAUCCUUAGAUGAGAAUAUUGAGUAUACACCAGGGACCUGGAGAAGAACAGAUGUGCAUUUGGAAAACCCUGAAUAUCACACCAGAUGGUACUUCAAAUAUUUUCUUGGGAAAGUCCAUCAAAACUACAUUGGAACAGAUGCAGAGAAGAACCCUUUUUUUCUUUCUGUGGUUCUCUCCGACCAGAAUAACCAGCGAGUACCACAGUACCGCGCAAUUCUAUGGAGAAAAACAAAAUUUACCAAAAGACAGCAUGGCACCGUGGGGGCUUCAAGAAAUUUGGACAGCCUGGGGACACAGAAAAUAUGCCUUUCAUACUGCCCAACAAAAACUCUGUCUGUGAAAUCUAUAUUAAGUGCCAUGAACCUUGACCGAUUUGAGAAAAGCCCCAGGGAAAUUCUCAAUCCAGAGAUCCAAAAGGACCUGCUGGUUUUAGAAGAACAAGAGGGCUCAGUGAAUUUUAAGUUUGGAGUUCUUUAUGCCAAAGAUGGCCAGCUUACCGAUGAUGAAAUGUUUAGUAACGAAGCUGGGAGUGAAAGUUUUCAAAAAUUGCUAAGUUUACUCGGAGACACUAUCACGUUGAAGAGCUGGAUAGGCUAUCGAGGAGGACUAGACACCAAAAAUGACACAACAGGAAUACAUUCUGUCUACACGGUUUAUCAAGGCCACGAGAUCAUGUUCCACGUUUCGACUAUGCUACCAUACUCUAAAGAAAACAAACAACAGGUAGAAAGGAAACGUCACAUUGGUAAUGACAUUGUCACAAUAGUGUUUCAGGAAGGGGAAGAAUCAUCGCCAUCUUUUAAACCAUCCAUGAUACGCUCUCAUUUUACACAUAUUUUUGCCUUAGUGAGAUACAAUAAGCAGAAUGACAGUUACAGGCUAAAAAUAUUUUCAGAAGAAAGCGUGCCUCUCUUCGGACCUCCCCUCCCAUCCCCUCCUGUCUUUACAGAUCACCAAGAAUUCAGGGACUUUCUUCUAGUUAAACUAAUAAAUGGUGAGAAAGCCACUCUGGAGACGCCAACCUUUGCCCAGAAAAGGCAGCGAACUCUGGAUAUGCUCAUAAGAUCGCUCUAUCAGGAUCUCAUGCCUGAUUUACAUAAGAACAUGCUCAAUAGGCGGUCCUUCAGUGAUGUUCUUCCAGAAUCACCAAAAUCAGCCAGGAAAAAAGAAGAGGCUCGUCAGGCAGAAUUUGUCCGAAUUGGCCAGGCUCUGAAGUUAAAAACCAUCGUGAGAGGUGAUGCCCCAACAAGUCUGGCCACAACAGGAUUAUGUAGGAAAGAGCCAUGGGAAUCCCAGUGCUUCUGUAAUAGCUUCCCCCAUGAAGCCAUUGGUGGCGAUUCGUGGGGCCAGUCUUUGCUCAUUUCCACAGACGCUGGGGUCUUGCUAAUAGACGAUGGCCAGCCAUCAAUACCAGUAUUCGAUAAAACAAUGCAGGUCAAGCAGAUUCAGAUCCUCGAAAACUUGGAUCUACUAAUUGCUCGAGCAGACAAAGGAAAGGAUGCACGACUGUAUGUGUUCAGACUGAGCUCUAUCAGGAAGGGACUGGAGGACAAACAAGUUAUGAAGACCAAGUAUGAAUGCAGAGACAAUAAACUUGAAAAAACAAAAGGAUGCCACUUAUAUGCUAUCAACACCCACAACAGCAACGAGCUGAGAAUUGUAGCGGCCAUAAGGAACAAAUUGCUGCUUAUCACACGGAAACAGACUCAACUCAACACUUUUACUGGCUUCACAGUUAACUCUCCUUCAACUGAUUCUCCCGUGGAUGAGUUCCAGUACAUCAGGGAGAUCUGUCUGUCUGAUCCUCCAGUACUGAUGACCCUUGUGGAUGGACCGACUGGCGAGAAUGACAACACAAUCUGUGUUGCGUACAGACACCAAUUUGAUUUGGUGAACGAGAGCACUGGAGAGUCCUGCCGGCUGCAUCAUGUUGAUGCGAGUAGGGUUCAUUUUGUUGCAGCUAUUGAUGUAUAUGAAGAUGGUGAGGCUGGUUUAUUGCUCUGCUAUAACUACAUAUGUUACUACAAAAAGGUGUGUCCGUUCAAUGGCGGAUCCCCACUGAUCCAGCCGUCUGCAUCUGACUUCCAUUUUAGCUGGAACCAAGUCCCCAACGCUGUUGUCUGUGCGUUCCCAUACAUUUUGGCUUUCACCACCGACUCUAUAGAGAUCAGAUUGGUUGUGAACGGCAAUUUGGUGCAUACCGCUGUUGUACCUGAACUGCAGCUUGUGGCAUCCAGGUCAGAUAUUUAUUUUAAAGCAACAGCUGCAGUGAUUUCCUCAUCCAAUAGCAGUUCAAAGGACACCAGUUCCCACAGCUCUCCGCAGACACCUAGCGGAUAUGAGUUGCCUGUUUUCCCCUCACCACCGGUAGAAGGUGAAGUGCAAUGCAGGAACAUCUACAAGAUUCCUCUCAGUAACUUGGUUGGAAGGAGCAUUGAGCGACCUUUAAAGUCACCGCUGGCUCCCAAACUGAUCACUACACCCACAUCUAGCGGCAUAUCCUGCAUCCCUGUCACACACUCGCUGUCACUAUCCCGUAUGGAAAUCAAAGAAAUAGCCAGCCGGACGAGGAAAGAAUUAUUGGGCCUUUCUCAUGAACCAACAACCAAAUCAGAGGCAUCGCAAAGACAGAAAAAACUUGCCAGGAAACAACCAGAGGAAGAAUCAAAACAGGAAGAAGCAGUGAGAUCAACCAGCACUGACAGAAUAAAUUCAGGCUCUUUUGAAAGUAAUUCCGAAGGGCAGCGUCACUGUUCCACCAGUUCGGACCCAGACACUAAUAUCAGCGUGGAGGAAAGUCCCCCCUUCAGCAGCUCCUUUCCGAUGGUCACUUCCUUUGAUGAGGAGGACAUCAUUGACCUGAAGUGAAGACAAUCUCAGCAACCCUCGUCCUUCUCUAUCCUCUUUCCACCCCUUUCUGACAGACGUUAGGGUCCUGGGGGAAUGUCACAACACUGCUUUAUGCGAUCCGGUGCUCGGAAAACCAAUCAGAACGUUGCAGAACCGCGGCUGAACAAUAUACGCUGCUAGCGUCAUAGAUAUACUUUCUAUGCCCAUAGAUGGAUCACUUUGCUACAUAGUUACCAACCCUGGUUUGAAACCAAGUGUGUAUCACCUUUAUUUCAAUGUAUUUAUAAAUGUCUAUCUUUAUAUAUCACUAUGCCUUCAGAGAGUGCUACGUGCCAGUUUCACUAGUUGGCUCCUGGCGCUAGGCACACUCUACUUUAAAAAGGGCCAAACAAGAGUGUCACGCCCUGAUCUACAUACCCAUCCAGUUGUGUUAUGCUGCCCGAGAGGCAAUCAACCAAUUAUAAUUGGAUCUCAGGUCCCGCUGAGGGUGAGCCCAUUAACCCUGUGCGUUCUAGUGGAGGGAGCAACACAAUAAAUUAGUGCCUUGCACACCACUCUGGCACCCAUAGGGUUACAACAGAUCAUAACCUCAAACUAGAUAAGAAAACGAUUCACUUUAAAAUGAUUGUUUGCUCGCAAGGCAUUAUAAAAUACAGGGGCAUUCUUUUUAAGAAAUAUUUUUUUACAUGGAUACAAAAAAACAAAAACACAAAAUACCCCACCUUCAAAUCUUAUCCCUUUACAAAUAUCGGAGCUGCUAAUUAACUCUCUCUGUUCGUUCCCUGGUACGGUUGGAACGAUCCCCCUCUGUGAGAGUAAGAUACAAGGAACCAGAUGAAACUGCGCACAUCUGCGUAGGAUGUACUAACAACGCCGUUUUUAAAUGCGACAAUGUUUUACCAUUCACCUAUUUUCUCACUUAAAACGUGCCAAGGAACAAUCUCAUUUGUUUUCUACAGAUUCACUUCCAUUUUUUUUUCUCUCUUCCAUCAACAAAAAUAAUAUAUAAACUUUGUUACGUGUUCUAAAAUAAUAAUAAUUUUAUAUGUAUAUAUGUAUAUAUAUUUUAUUAGACUUAUUUGUAUAGUGACGUAUGUGCUCAGAAAUUGACUAUCACUUUUGGAAUGUAAGCAUGAUUUCACUCUACUUUGAAGCCUACAUAAGAAAUUCCAAUUCAUUCCAGUCCAGAUUUUCUAAAUUGCAUUCCACACGCGCAGUUUUUUCCCCUUCCAUUUGGUUUUUAUGGACUUGAUGGGGACCCACAAAGCCAAAAUAAAAAAUCUCUGAUUGCCACCUAGUGGAAGAUGCAGGAUAUUCAGGAAAAAUACAGAGAUAAGAAUAGCAGAGUUUAUUAAUAGUAAAUACUCAGGUUUCUUCCUGAUAAAUAGCCUUUCAAUGCAGAUCUGAAUACUACAAAGUACAUACUACAAGUACGUUAUAAAUGCAUGUUUCACGUCUGUGCAAAACAAAAUAUAAAAUGGAUAAAAAACAA
This is a messenger RNA of Pelobates fuscus (common spadefoot toad), 4733 nucleotides long. It is a transcript of the gene GARNL3, whose product is annotated as GTPase activating Rap/RanGAP domain like 3. The record is from RefSeq and is a predicted model, not a curated record. Gene Ontology annotation, molecular function: GTPase activator activity. The transcript has 31 exons. The coding region runs from base 137 to 3259 and encodes 1040 amino acids. Gene Ontology annotation, biological process: activation of GTPase activity; regulation of small GTPase mediated signal transduction. Lineage: Eukaryota; Metazoa; Chordata; Amphibia; Anura; Pelobatidae. Gene Ontology annotation, cellular component: cytoplasm.